Molecule: messenger RNA, 2411 nt
Organism: Maylandia zebra (zebra mbuna)
Lineage: Eukaryota; Metazoa; Chordata; Actinopteri; Cichliformes; Cichlidae
Source: RefSeq, a predicted model, not a curated record
CAUCAUUAUUAGCAUUUACUGCGCACGGUCAGAUCUUCACUGCUGGCACAAUCACACUCUCCUUUAAUUUUCAAAUGUGCCGCUGUGCGCGUCACCGUGGUGCGCCUCUCCUCCGUGUUCCGAUGAGGCAGAGCGCACUUGUCUGUGUGUUUUGUGUUGACACUAGAGGGGUAUGCGGCGAUGAUCUUGCGUGUGAAAACGUCUGCAGCGGUUUCGGAGCAGCUACGGACACAUUUCGCGUUGGACGAGAGACUAGGAGGAGGGCAAAGACGAUCGACCGGCAUCAGCAGGAGAAAAACAGCAUCGCAUAGUCCAUCGCGCCGCUGUAGCGACCGUAGCGGCCCGUCGAUUCUCAGAGGAAGCCAGGAGCUGGAUUUGACAUGUCGCAGGGAUGUGCUGAGAGCCUGAUGAUGACAGGAGGAGGAGAAGGAGAGAAGUGGAGCGAGGCUUUACUGGUCCCUGACAGGUUUUAAUUAGACCCGUACAAAAACAGCUGACGCUUUGUGGUCAGAAGGUGAUGGCAGUGCUGACUGAGCUUCACCACUACUACCACCCAUUCCUAAAAAUGGAAGCCCACCUCCAGUGCACCUGAGCCCACAUUUAGUGCUCCUUUCUUCCCCUCCCUCUCCUUCUGCCUUUCCUUGCUCAUUCUCCACCUCUUCCACAACCCCCACCUCACUUAACUGCAAUACUUCCCCUCAUCUCCUCCCAUCUCUCCACUCUGUUUCCCUAGAAUAAUGGCGUACUGUGGGCGCUCUCUGGACUCUCCAUGCACGUUAGCCUUGCUGAUAGGCUUCCAGUUUGCCUUUGUGCUCUAUUUCUCCCUUGGGGGCUUCAGAGGCCUGGUGUCUGUCCUGGUGCACACCACAGAGCCCGAGUUUGAUUACUCUCGACCACAUGAUGUAUACACCAACCUCAGUCAUCUGGGAGUACCGCCUCCCCCGCCUCGCAACUCUGGCACUGGACCCCCUGCCACUGGCCCACCACUAAGAGACUGCCAGAUCCCUUCUCCAUUGCUGGUUGGACCCGUGUCUGUCCAUCUUUCGUCUCCUCUGUCUCUGGAGGAGAUCAGACAAAGAAACCCAUUAGUGUUGCCAGGUGGACGCUACCGGCCUCCAGACUGUGAACCACGCCACCACACAGCAAUAGUGGUGCCGUACCGAAACCGCCAGAGCCACCUCCGUGCCCUCCUCUACCACCUCCACCCCUUCUUGCAGAGACAGCAGAUACACUACAGCAUCUACAUAGUGCAGCAGUGGGGAAACAGCACUUUUAAUCGAGCCAAGCUGUUAAACGUUGGGGUGCGGGAGGCACUCAGAGAUGAAGACUGGAGCUGCAUCUUCCUGCAUGAUGUUGACCUGCUGCCUGAAAACGACCACAACACCUACACCUGCCACAAACAGUUUCCCACACACCUGUCGGUGGCCAUGGAUAAGUUCCGAUACAGGUUGCCAUACUCACAGUAUUUUGGUGGGGUAUCUGCGGUGACCCCAGACCAGUACAUGAAGAUGAACGGCUUCCCUAACCAGUACUGGGGUUGGGGCGGGGAGGAUGAUGACAUUGCUGCCAGUGGGCACAAUGGAGUGCGUCUGUCUGGCAUGAAGAUUGUGCGCCCUCCAGUGGCCAUUGGCCAUUACAAGAUGAUCAAGCAUAAAGGAGACAGAGGCAAUGAGCAAAAUCCACGCAGGUUUGACCUUUUGAAAAGGACCAGGCUCAAUUGGCGCUCUGACGGCCUUAACUCUUUGACCUAUGAGCUGCUUUCCAAAGAGCUUGAGCCGCUGUACACCAACCUGACCGUCAACAUUGGAGAAGACCCCCAUCUGGCCCUGGGCAGGGCCCCCAUUCCUGUGAAAGCAACAACCCCUGCCCACCGACGUAGCACCAGCAAGACAGGAGACCCAUUCAAACAGGGAAAGAGGCAAGAAGUGCCAGCAAAUAUGACCGUGGCCAAGACAGAACCUGGUCAGUCAAAGACAGCCAAUCAAAUAACACAGCAGAAGAAGAAGAUGAAAUGAGACUAGGUGCAUAUGAACCUGUAGCUUCCCUUUUCAGUUUGAUCUGAAAGACAAAAUGGAGAAAAGCAGCAUAGAUCUGUUCUGUCGCGGGACUUUUAAGUACAGCAGCUUUUUGUGCUCGGUGUAGGUUCGGGGUAAUUAGGGGUAAUUACACCACGGCUCAAAUGAAGAAGCCAGUUUUGUCAACGGGGUGAAGAACACUUCUGAGUCACCUCGUCUUGGCUCAUCAUCUGCUAAAUGUGAUGCCGGCUGUGGUGGCUGACACGUCUGUGGCCGUGCUCAGCAGAACCAGAAGAUGAACGAUGGGCGAUUCAGUCAUGUCCACGCGGAGGUUCAAAACAAACGGUGAAAAUGAGACAGCAUAUAUAAAAACCUCUGCACACAGACUCGUCUGUU